This is a messenger RNA of Acanthochromis polyacanthus (spiny chromis), 2820 nucleotides long. RefSeq names its product ubiquitin-conjugating enzyme E2 N-like. The record is from RefSeq and is a predicted model, not a curated record. The transcript is spliced from 4 exons. Gene Ontology annotation, cellular component: nucleus. Gene Ontology annotation, molecular function: ubiquitin conjugating enzyme activity. Lineage: Eukaryota; Metazoa; Chordata; Actinopteri; Pomacentridae. The coding region runs from base 114 to 572 and encodes 152 amino acids. Gene Ontology annotation, biological process: protein K63-linked ubiquitination; DNA damage tolerance.
ACGUCAUGUGCAGCCACCGGAACAGUGCGUUAUGAGUCCCCGCCCCGCAGCUCAGUCAGUCCAACCUGAAGAGAAGGCGAGUCCACGGCUAAAAAUAUAAGAGCUAACACAAGAUGGCCGGUUUGCCUCGUAGGAUUAUAAAGGAGACACAGCGGUUGUUGGCAGAGCCUGUUCCAGGGAUCACGGCUACACCUGAUGAAGGGAACGCACGCUACUUCCAUGUGGUCAUUGCAGGGCCUCAAGACUCUCCUUUUGAAGGAGGCACAUUUAAACUUGAACUAUUUCUUCCAGAAGAGUAUCCCAUGGCAGCUCCCAAAGUGCGAUUCAUGACCAAAAUCUAUCACCCCAAUGUCGACAAGCUGGGAAGAAUAUGUUUAGACAUUUUGAAAGACAAGUGGUCUCCAGCCCUGCAGAUCCGUACAGUGUUGCUAUCUAUCCAGGCGUUAUUAAGUGCUCCCAAUCCAGAUGAUCCCCUGGCAAACGACGUCGCAGAGCAGUGGAAGAAAAACGAAAGCCAUGCCAUCGAGACAGCCCGAACAUGGACCAGGCUCUACGCGGGCAACGACAUGUAGAAGAAGAGAGACGAGGCGUCUGAAUGUGAUCCACAAAAAUGUACUCCUAUUCUGUCAACAUUUGAAUUUAACGGACACACACAAAAAAGAGAAAAAAAAAAAGAUUAUAAGUCCAAAUCUAUUUGAAAGAAAUGAUGAGAUUUACUGCUGCAGACCUCUGGGUGACUUAUUUUCCUCUCUAAGAUGCGUUAAAUGUGUGUUAGCCUUUUUCCCCCCCCCCCUGUGUUGCUAUUUAAAUGCAUGGACAGAGAAUGACACCCUCCCCACUACAGUUUUAAAGAAAUCACAUGCAAUAUGUUGUCCUGAACUAGGCACAUACUGGUACGUUUGCAAAAAUAUACAUGCAUUAAAGCUGUCCUUCUUUUAACACAUGCUUUAUUUGUCAACACAUCUGUAUGUCUUUUUGUGAGAUGACAUGUUGUGUUAUUUCAGCACAUAGGAGCGUGUGAAGCUGUGCUCUCCCACACAGACAAAAACAGAUGAAUGAGGUUUCUCUUUACCGUUCUUAGGUGAAUACAGCCACUUCUGUGUUCAGACCGGCACCUAAAAACACAGAAUAUGUAGUUGGUGGUGCAGAAACUGUAGCAUCAUCACAGGAACACAUGGGGCACUUCAUGCUAAACACAAAAAUGGUGUUUUUAUCACAGAAAAGUGAUUUUAUUUGUAAAAUCUGACAUGAAAUCGAGUUAAUCUGAAGGGUUUCACACAGCAAAUAUAAUCUCUUGCUGAACUCGAAGGUCUGAAAGAGUAGAACCAACCUUUUCACACAACAUCUUUCCUGUAAAAUGAGUUUAUAGACCUCCGGAAAGUAGCUGCCAGUAAUUCUUCAUAAUCACAGUUAAUGUUUAAACGCAUUCAGUCGACAGUUGGUGUCAAUUUGUGGCCCCUGCAGGUGUAAUUUUACAUCUCAAAAUUGUUCCUAGUUUGUUAAGAAAGACGGAUAAUUGUGUGAUCAUGUGCCUGAGCCCAGAUACUGUACAGAUAAUGUAAAAUCCGCUGGUUUAACGUCAGCAGGAGGAAAGUUUGCCAUCGUGAAGCAAGUUUCAACAUGUAACUCUGAGAAUCUGCGGGUGUAAUGUUUGCGUCAUUCGUUUUCUGUUUUGUCUUCGUCAGCGAUUGGCUUUCGGACCUUGCUGGACAGUUUGGGGAGGGUGAGCAGAGCACUUCCACAUGCUUAAAAAGUCAUUCCCAACACAUUCAGAGAGGCAGAAAGACAGCAUGUCGGAAAAGGAACUAACUGUAAUCAUGUAGAAGAUGUGUUGAAAAUGGCGUCUGCUUUUUUUUUUUUUUAAAGAGUGUAGGAAGUUAACUUGUUUUUAUUUUCCUUUUUUAACCGUCUGUCCAUGCUAUCUAUGUUGCCUGUUCUCUGUUUUGUUUUCAGUGUUGCUUCAUUUUUUAUUUAAAAAAAAAAGGCAUAACCAAACUGAUAUCAGAACAGUUCAGACUAGUUCUUCUCGGGUGGGUUUAGUCAGAUUUGAGGCUUUGUUUCCUUUAAAGGGGAAGUUGAGAGGUUUUGUCGUCUUUUACGAGUCGGUCUUAACCUGCUUUUGCUGUUUUUUGAUCUGUGAUGAUGAUGAUGCAAGUGCAUUUAUUUGACUCUUGAGAGGAAAUUGGGUCAUUGUGGUACCUUGAAAAAGUGGUGUUACAAAUAAAAUGUGUUAAAAAGUUCAAGGUUUUAUCAUGCGAUUAUGGAUUUUCUAUUGGCUGUAGAGAACUGAUGUCUAAAAAUCCUGAAACUUUCCUUUUAAAAGAUGCUGUAUUGAUGGUUUAGAGGGAUCAGAACACACCUCCAAACCCUCCAUGAUCAUGUUGCCUCAGUUUGGCUCAUCCGAGAGGCAUCAUGUUGUGGUAUUUUCUGUUCUUUUUCGGUUCAUCUUCUUUUCUUUACUCUUUAUCAGAUUACCGCAGGCUCGCCGUUGUUGCUUAGAUUUGUUUGUGUCCUGUCCUCACCCAGGAAAUAUUAACUGUUUCUAACAUUUACUCAAGUCUGGAAAGACGGAGCAUGGCUUCAAAAAUAAAAGCUGGUUAAUUUAUUGUUUCCCUGAAGGGACUUGACAGUAAUCUAAACCGAGAAACAGUCACUCACUGGAUAUUUGAAGCAUUUAGAUCGAACUGUGGAGAGAUCAAAGUCUGAUUAAUCAGCUCCCCGUGUGUAAAGGAAAGUAAGAGGAGUUCUGUCGGUAAUUUCAGUACAUUUGCAUACAUGGCUCUUCAAACACUCUGUAAAUAAACUGAGUUGAGUAAGUAA